AUGAACCCCGCUUUCCCCCCGGAGGCGCCCCCGGAGCCCCCCAAGCCCCCUGCGGGCUCCUCCUCGGCUCCGCUGCCCUACGGUUACUUCGGCAGCGGAUUCUACUCGUGCCGCGUGGCCCGCGGCUCGCUCAAGGCCGGCCCGGCCCACCAGGGACCCUUCCCGGUGGGCGACAAAUUCCUGGAGGCUCCCGGGGGCGGCGAGGAUUUCCAGAGCCGCCCCGCAGAGUUCGCCUUCUACCCGGGCUACGGAGCGCCCUACCCGCCCGUGGGCGGCUUCCACCUGGACGUGGCCGUGCUGGGCGAGCCCCGCGCCGAGGGGCUGCUGGCCCAGGAGCCCGGGGGGUGCCCCCAGGCCUGGCACGGCUGGGCAGGGCAGGUGUGCUGUGCCAAGGAGCAGGGCCAGCCCGGCUUCCUGCUGAAACCCGCCUGCGCAGAGGCGGCGGGCCCGUGUCCCGCGGAGGGCUGCGCGCUGCGGCGCGGCCGCAAGAAGCGCGUUCCGUACAGCAAGGCGCAGCUGCGGGAGCUGGAGCGGGAGUUCUCCGGGAGCCGCUUCAUCACCCGCGAGCGCCGCCGCCGCAUCGCCGCCGCCACCGGCCUGAGCGAGCGCCAGGUCACCAUCUGGUUCCAGAACCGCCGCGUCAAGGACAAGAAGGUGCUGGCCAAGGGCAAGGCCGGAGCCGGCGGCACCCCCUGA
This is a messenger RNA of Onychostruthus taczanowskii (white-rumped snowfinch), 696 nucleotides long. Its product is annotated as homeobox protein Hox-B13-like. Gene Ontology annotation, molecular function: RNA polymerase II cis-regulatory region sequence-specific DNA binding; DNA-binding transcription factor activity, RNA polymerase II-specific. Bases 1 to 696 code for a protein of 231 amino acids. The transcript is spliced from 2 exons. The record is from RefSeq and is a predicted model, not a curated record. Gene Ontology annotation, biological process: regulation of transcription by RNA polymerase II. Lineage: Eukaryota; Metazoa; Chordata; Aves; Passeriformes; Passeridae.